CGCCGCCUCUGCAGAGCUAGACUCUGAGACUUGGAGUAGAUCACCACUUAGAGGCGCGCUCAGUGUGAACUUGAGCUUGACCCCCGCACCCCCUGAGCCUCUGAUCGGACUGAGUACCUUGAGCAGAAGAAGCCACCUUCCCACCCAAUCCACCAUGAGAGUCCUGCUCACUUCUCUGCUUCUGUGUGUACUGGCCUUGGGCUGCAGAGCUUGGAGAAAACGGGAGGAUGCAUCUGACUCAUCGGACUGUGGCUGCUUGAAUAAUGGCAAGUGCAUAUCCUACAAGUACUUCUCCAAGAUUCAUCGCUGUUUCUGCCCAGCAAAUUUCAUUGGGGAGCACUGUGAGAUAGACAUUUCACAGAAAUGCUAUGAAGGUAACGGUGACUCUUACCGAGGAAUGGUCAACCAGGACAUCUGGGGCAAGACUUGUUUGAAGUGGAACUCACCCCUCUUGGCCUCCCAAAAGUACAAUGCCAACCGACCAGAUGCAGUACAGCUGGGUUUGGGGAAGCACAAUUACUGCAGAAACCCAAACAACCAGAGACGGCCGUGGUGUUUUGUGCAGGUUGGCAGGAGUCGGUUUAUGCGGGAGUGCAAGGUGCCACAGUGUCCCACUGUCAAGGACACAGAACAAGGAGGCACAGUCAAGGACACAGAACAAGGAGGAUUCCAGUGUGGCCAAAAAUCAAUGACUCCCCGCUUCAAGAUUGUUGGGGGAAACAGAACACCCAUCGAGAGCCAGCCUUGGUUUGCUGCCAUCUACAGGAGCCACUUAGGGGGCAGCUCUUCCUUUAACUGUGGCGGUGCCCUCAUCAGUUCCUGCUGGGUGGUCAGCGCUGCACACUGCUUUCCUAAACUUAAAAAGGGGGAGAGCUACUUUCUGUACCUGGGCCAGUCAAAGCGUAACUCUGAGAGCCUUGGAGAGAUUCGGUUUGAAAUUGAAGAGCUAAUUUUACAUGAGAAUUUUAGCACCGGAGCCAUCGCUUAUCACAACGAUAUUGCCCUGCUAAAGAUCCGUUCCACAGCUGGUAAAUGUGCAGAGCCCUCCAGAACUGUGCAGACCAUUUGCCUCCCCUCAGCACAUGAAGAUAUCCCCAUUGGCAGUGAGUGUGAGGUCACUGGCUUUGGACUGGAAGAACAGAAUGACUACCUCUAUCCUGAGUACCUCAAAAUGGCGGUUGUCAGGACAAUUUCAUACAGGCAGUGUCGACAACCUCACUAUUAUGGCUCUGAAGUCACCCCCCAAAUGUUGUGUGCUGCCCAUCCUGAGUGGACAUCAGAUGCCUGCCAGGGAGAUUCAGGUGGACCUCUGGUCUGCCCCGUUGAUGACCAUAUGACUCUGGCUGGCGUUGUGAGCUGGGGCCUUGGCUGUGCCGAAAAGAACAAGCCUGGUGUUUAUACUCGUGUCUCUCACUUCCUACCCUGGAUCCAGGCCCACACAGGUCUUCCCAGUGCCAUCUGAGGAGACCUAGGAAGCUUAGGAAGGAGAAGGCCAUGCUACUCCCUCUUGCCCUGAUGUCAUCAUUUGUGCUACGGAGCCAUCUCUAUCAGGCAUAAAGACCCUGAGAAGACAUUCUCUAGAGCGAUGUUCUCUAUAUGUGGACUUCCUGCCAAGGAAUACAAAAACAGAUUUAACCUUCAGAUUGGGGCAUAGGCACUAGCUAUCUUGGACCUCUUGGCCAAGAUGGGUGGAUGGGGGGGAGGGGUAGGUGGUCACCAGGGUCAGAGGCAGAUGUUUUAGAGUUUUCACAGAGAUUUUAGGCUCAUAAGAAGAUCUGGUUACUUACUAAUGGUGAAUCCCAAACUGUAUCUGGAGAAGAAGUCAGUGGAACAACCCGCCUUCACCAUGGAGCCCGAGUCCAAAUGUUUGCAAAAUACAAUUAUGAAUUGAACUCUGAACUCAGGGCCCUGAGUUCAUGGGACUAUGGCCAGUGUGGAAAUAGACAUCAGGGGUGGGGAACCUAGUGAGAUAAUGGGAGGGGUCUAUGUACCCCCAGUGGACUAGUUGGGAGGUAGAAUGUUUGUGUCCCUCUGCCCAUGGCUUUGAAUGUGACUAUCUGUGUGAGCACUGAAAUGUUCUUUGGUCUUGGGAUGUGGGCAUGCACCUGGUGCUUCCCCCGGAGACAGUCCCAGUCUUACCCCUGCUCUCCUGAGGUGCCCUCCUCAAUCCUGUUAUGAGUGGAGCCAGGAUGACUGUGACCGACACUGAAUGUCUAGGUUUCUCCCAAAUCCUUAUUCCUCUUCGAUAAUUACCCUCCCUGCUUAUCCAAAUCUUACUAUGUAACAUGAGGGCCGGCCCCUUGGACUGGAUAUUUAAUAAUUAUUUUUGUUAU
Messenger RNA from Phascolarctos cinereus (koala), 2333 nucleotides. RefSeq names its product plasminogen activator, urokinase (gene PLAU). NCBI's taxonomy places the organism in Eukaryota, Metazoa, Chordata, Mammalia, Diprotodontia, Phascolarctidae. Gene Ontology annotation, biological process: plasminogen activation; regulation of cell adhesion mediated by integrin; fibrinolysis. Gene Ontology annotation, molecular function: serine-type endopeptidase activity. The record is from RefSeq and is a predicted model, not a curated record.